CUACCACAACAGCUAAUAAAACAACAAAGACUAACAAAAAAAAUACUGCUUAAUAGCUGUUGCCAACAGGUUAAUAACGAUAUUGUACAUACGAUUUGAGCACAGUUUCGGCACGGGUUUCAAACGGAUGAGUUGUCUCAACUCUACAACUAAAAACAAAAGCGGAUAAACUUGAAACCCCCCAUUUAAAUCAAAAAUUAAAAUAAAAAACAACAACAAUAAACCUAAUUCAACUGAAAAAAAGUGAACAUUAUUGGAAAUAAUAAAACAAAAAAAUACCUAAUAAUUUUUGUGUAUAAACAACAAGAGAAACCCCCUAAAAAUACAAAAUAAUAAAGAAAAAAUUGUAAAAAUACUGCUGCAUAUAAUUAUUUAAAUCAGUAAAAAGCUUGUUUUUUAUUAAAAAUAAAUUAUAAAUGAAAAAGAAUUCAAACAGAAAAAAAGUGUAAUAAAAAAAGUAAAUGCCCUUAGAAGUGCAGGGAGAGUGUGUGUAUUAAAAAAAAACUGAUCACCAGCCAUAGACAAUUUAAAACUAUUGUUUAAUAACAACAUUAACAACCAAAAAAAAAAAAGAUCGUUAAAACAUCGAUCGUUCGAUUGCGUUGUUUUGCGUUUUAUUACAUGUUCAAAGCAACAACAACAACAAAAAGCGGUAGUAGCAGCAAACGUAAACAACAACUACAUCAACAGAAAUUUCAUAUUGUCUGGCUUAUGAUUUUAUUUUAGCCAAAAUUUUGUUUGAAAUUAUUUAUAAACAAAAAAAAUAUUCAAUUCCACACUGAAUAAAGUGGAAACAAAAUUUAAAAAAUAAUUAAAACGAUCUGCUUGAUCGCAUUUAAAAUAAAAUAAAGUGUUUGUCUGUCGUCGUCGUGUUUUUGUUUUAAGUAGUUUUUCGGUUUUAACAAGUGGCUGACUGGCUGUCUCACUGUUUGAGUUUGGCUUUUGCGGUUUUUCUUAACAAUUGGCUUUAUUUAAAAAAUAAUUUAUUAAAGCUAAAAGCAAAAUUAGAAAAUUGGUACCAGUCUAGAGCCAUUCACCAAAUUCAAUGGAAUAAACCCCUCUUUUUUAUUAAUAAACAACAACAAAAAUUGCAAUAUUUACAAUUUUAUUACAACAAUAACAACAAAUAGCCAAAGAAACUUAAAACACAACAAAAUAAUCAUGAAUAUUUUUUCAAAAACUCCCGUGUAAUUACAACGUGUUGGAAUUUUGGUUUUUUUUAACUACAACACAAACAAAUUAAAUAAAAUAAGUAUUAGAGGAAUAACAAAAAAACAGGGAAUUAAUAAAACAAAUAAAUAAAUUAUUUAGAGAAACAACAAAAAUGCAUGACGUUAACAAGAUGGCAUAGCAAUUUCAAACUCCCAAAACCAAAAGCAAUUGAAAUAAAAAGUGUUUGAAAAUAUUUAAUAGCCUGGUUAAAAAGGCACGUGUUAACGUUUAAAACAAAAUCAUAUUUAAAUCAAUUAGAAAUCUCUAAAACUUUGUAAUGUCUAAAAGAGUUUGAUGGUGGGUAAACACUUGUCCAAAUUCAGUUCAACAGUGACAGUUAAAAGUGUAACAACAACAAUAAUCACAUCAUGACAGUUUCCUAUGCUGGUGAAGUGCCCAAUGGCAGUAGUUUUGGCUGUUUUUGGAAAAUUCUAUGGAAGUGGCGUGGCAGUGUCUAUAAAUUAGUAUGGCGUGAAUUAGUGGCGUAUUUAUGUUUAUAUUAUACUAUAAAUUUUGUAUAUAGAUUUGCUUUAACCGAACAACAACAAAAAAUAUUUAAUAAGUUACGAUCAUAUUUUGGUCAACAGGGCGAAAGUAUACCCAUGUCGUUUGUGCUGGGUUUCUAUGUGAAUCUGGUGGUGAAACGUUGGUGGGAACAAUAUAGAUUAUUGCCAUGGCCCGACACCUUGGCUCUAUUUAUAAGUGCUGCAAUACAAAAUUCAACUGGUGGAGUAAAUAACGAAACCGGCCGCCUGAUGCGUCGCAACAUUAUGCGCUACAUGGUGUUGGCCUAUGUCAUUACAUUACAACGCAUCUCGUUGCGUGUCAAACGUCGUUUUCCCACCACUCAACAUCUCGUGGAUGCUGGUCUCAUGCACGAGUCCGAAAUGAAAAUCUUUGAGCAUUUAAAUGCAAAAAGUCCCAUGUCCAAAUAUUGGAUGCCCCUGGUUUGGGCUACAAAUAUUAUAAAUCGUGCUCGCAAAGAUGGUCUCAUAACGUCCGAUCAUAUUGUGCAAACGAUCCUGAUGGAAUUGUCGGAUAUAAGACGACGUUUGGGUGGUUUGAUCGGUUAUGAUACUGUGUGUGUGCCAUUAGUUUAUACGCAGGUUGUAACAUUAGUUUUAUAUACAUAUUUCAUUGCCGCCUUAUUGGGGCGUCAAAUGUUACCCGAUAUGCCAGAUCACAAUGGCCGAAAUGACUACGAUUUAUAUUUUCCACUGUUUACAGCGUUACAGUUUGUUUUUUAUGUCGGUUGGCUGAAAGUUGCUGAAGUGCUAAUCAAUCCAUUUGGUGAAGAUGACGAUGAUAUUGAACUAAACUGGUUAAUUGAUAGACAUAUUAAGGCCGCUUACAUGAUUGUCGAUGAAAUGCAUGAAGAACAUCCCGAACUGUUGCGUGAUCAGUAUUGGGAAUGUGUGGUUCCCAAAGAUCUGCCCUAUACCGUAGCCUCGGAACACUAUCGCAAAGAUGAGCCCAAGGGAUCGGCGGAAAAUUACAAAGUGAAAAAAGAAGAUGCCAUGUAUGCAAAUAUUGUGCCCGGUGGUGGAAAACGUGUUAUAUCCGAUGAUGUUUAUGCUGAUUAUGAAAGUGUUGAUACACCCAUGGUGGAGCGCCGCAAAAAAAUGUGGUUUGUACGCCAACUGUCACGCAUGGGUUCGAUGCGCAGCCAAUCGACCGCCUAUUCAUCGGGCGGUAUGGCCUUUAAUCGCAAUCGUUUGAAUUCUGUGUACUCGAGCCCAGAGUCUGGUUUACCCAUGACUAUUGUGCAACAGCAGCAGCUACAACAACAGCAGCAGCAACAAAAUGCUCAGCAACAACAGCAUCAACUGCAAUCAAAACCAAGUUUAUACGAUAAGUUCGUGCAUCGUAAGUCUCUGCGAGCUCACAGACAGCUGAUAAAGCAAAACUCUCGUAUGAAUGGUUUAAGUGUAAAUUCUUCAAAAACUCGACCUCGUAUACCUACUCCUGAUGUUACCAAGGAAACUUUGGAUAAAGAAACGGCAAAUGCAACCAAUGCAAAUACAGCGGUUAUUAUGACACCACCUUUAAAUACACAAACCACAAUGUAUCCUUAUACAAGCACAACAAUAAAUAAUGGUCAAGAUGGUCAAGUGUUGGGCACAUUAUUAUUAUCACCGAUUAAAGAAAUGGAUAGUUCAUCAUCGAAUAACACUUUGAUUCCAGGACAUCCAAAUACAGCGGCACUGGCCCAGGCAGUAUUACCCACAAAUUUAACUAAUAACAUUCCUGUCACCUCCAAUAUAACAACGUUAUCUUUCCCCUUCACGGUUACCACCAGUCCUACCGACACCUCAGCUACUUUAAAUAUUCUACCCAUCUCCUCUUCACAAAUACCCACUAUAACUACCACUCAGUCCAACUUUGAUGGCAAUGAUGUCUUAACCUUGUCCAUACAAAGAUCGCCCUCAGCGGUUUCCAUAACCGAUUUAAAUUUUAACGAUAAACUCGAUAACAAUAAUACCGCUACGGCUAUGUUAUCGGUGAAACCAUUAAAUGGCGGUGCUAACAUAUCGCGCAAUAACAGUUUCAAUGGCAACUUAAAUUUAAAUAUUUCCGAUUCAUAUCUACUAGAACGUAGACAUUCAAUGCGUUCAGAGGGUCGACCCGACUCCAUCGACAACACACUGCAGAAUAAUGCAACAGUGUCGCUAACUCAAACUGGUAAAGAUAAAAAUCCUAUAAAUACUACAAAUACCGCUACAGCCACCUCGGCACCAUCUACACUGGCUAAACGUCCGCCGGAACAAAAAACCGGGGAGGUUUAUGUUUAAUAAGUAUUUUUAAAUUAAAUUGUUAUGUUAUAAAUGUAUAGAAAAAACCGUUAACUAAAGCCAUUCAUCCAUCCAUUUAAAAAAAAAAUAUAUAGUUUUAAAUUACUUAUACAUUAAAUAACAAAAAGGUUGUGACAAUGAAUCUUAAAUUAUUAUGUUUUUUUAAAGAAAUAUACAAAAAUGUAUUUUUGUAUUUUAAAUUUUAGUUGUUUAAUAUCCUUGAGAAGGAUAAUAAUGUUUAUAUGUAACUAUAUAUAUUGUAAUAAAGUUAAUUGUAUAUUUAGAAUAAGAUAUUAUAAA
Molecule: messenger RNA, 4304 nt
Organism: Calliphora vicina (urban bluebottle blowfly)
Lineage: Eukaryota; Metazoa; Arthropoda; Insecta; Diptera; Calliphoridae
Gene: Best2
Product: bestrophin 2
Exons: 13
Coding region: 1581-4004 (807 amino acids)
Molecular function (GO): chloride channel activity
Source: RefSeq, a predicted model, not a curated record